Messenger RNA from Ustilaginoidea virens, 1347 nucleotides. RefSeq lists its product as uncharacterized. The transcript has a single exon. Bases 1 to 1347 code for a protein of 448 amino acids. Lineage: Eukaryota; Fungi; Ascomycota; Sordariomycetes; Hypocreales; Clavicipitaceae. The record is from RefSeq and is a predicted model, not a curated record. Gene Ontology annotation, molecular function: glycosyltransferase activity.
AUGGGUCAUCAGGGUCGGGUCGCUCUUCCCCGCGGCGGCCUGCUGCUCCUCGCCGUCCUGGCCUUGGCCAUCCUGAGCUCGACCUAUCUCUGGACCAGCACCCCGAGACCCAACGAGCUGGUGUCGACAGUCUUUGCGCACAACAACCCAUCCUCCUUCACGCCGGGAUCAUCAUCGUCGUCAGAAGCAGCAGCAGCAGCGGUCGACCACGACCACGACCACGACGCCCUCGCCCCCGAGCACUUCUCCGACCCGGCCGCCGACCCCCCCCUCCCAGAUGCCGACCGGCCGCCGCCGCCGACCGCCGAGAGCGAAAAGGGCGACGGCUCCCUCGGCAAGCACUUCAGCAUCCGGCCCAGCGCGAGAAACCGCGCGGCCCGCGUGCCCGGCUGCCUGUACCCCCUCCUGAUCCACGUCACGCCCGACGCCCACUGCACCGGGGCCCUGGCCGCGUACGCCUCCAUCGUCCGCAACGUCCUGGCCCAGCCCGAGGCCCUGCGCAACCGGACCUGCGUCCACGUCACCUACAUCGACGCCAACCUCACCACCGUCGAGGACAUGUACCGCUGGCGCGCCCGCCCCAACCCCUUUGCCCACCUGCCCGACUGCGCCGCCCUCGACGGCCCCGAGCUCAACAAGGUCGUGCCCCUGAGGUUCCAGGCCCUCGCCGCCAUCGAGAAGCCCGAGUUCAUGGAGACGCGGCCCACCUGGCUGGCCGCCCUGAACAAGGUCCACUCGUGGGGCUUCGACCUGUACCCGCGCGUGCUCAUCGUCGACGCCGACUCCAUCAUCGUCCGGGACCUCGACCGCAUCUUUGCCGACGCCGACCCGCGGGCCACCAUCGUCGGCGCCCCCGACCAGUACGGCAACUGCCACGACCGCUCCCGCCUCAACGGCGGCAUGAUCCUGCUCCGGCCCUCGCGCUACUUCCACAUCUCGGCCGCCGAGCUGCUCUACGACAAGCACGCCUCGUGCUUCAGCGGCCGCUGGGACCAGUCCGAGCAGGAGCUGCUCAACUGCAUCUGCGGCUACCUGUACGACGGCUACCGGCCCCUCCGCCCCGAGUUCCAGUGCAGCAUCAUGCCGCUGUACAACUCGGUCUGGCCCAAGAACUACGGCUGCUCCGGCGCCAGGGUCGUGCCCGUGCGCAGCAUCCACUUCACCCCCGCGCCCAAGCCCUGGGACAUUCACGAGGCCGACUUCGACGCCAGGCCCGACACCCGCCUGUGGAAAUGCAUCAGGGACGCCGCGAGGAGCGACGGCGUCGACCAGCUGCGCUCGUGCAAGACGCUGACCCUGCAAGACACCAUGUCCCUGCCCGAGGUGCCCGAAAGCAAGCAGGGCUAA